AUGAAGCCUUUUUUGUUGUUGGGAGUAUGCAUUGUGGGUAUUAACGCGUAUUUAGGAGCAUGGAAUGAUGAAGAUACAGGUAGACUAGGAAAAUCUCUUCAGCAAGUUUUGAGCACAAAGAAAGACGAUAUUGCUUCUCUUCACUAUGCUGCUAGUACUUUGAAACUUCUGAAUGUCCAAGCCACUACUGCAUCUGCUCAGGCUGCUUGUGACAUUGCUAAGAAAGCUGAUUUGAAAUCUUUGGAAUCCCUCUAUCAUGCAGCUGGUCUAUCCAGUGCUCUUCCAAACUGCGCUUUCAGCUCAGUCAACGGAGUUAAGGAAACUCUCAAUGCCGUAUUGAAAGAGUCUAAUGUCACACCAGUCAAACUUUUCCAAGCACUUAAAGUAGCCGAAUUACUGGCUAUCCAGGUUGACAAAGCUGCUUUCGAUACUGCCUUAACCGCCUCGUUAAAAGAUGCCAACACCCCAGGACUCAUCGCCGGAAUUAACGCUGCUAAUCUUCUUGAAAAGGCCACCUCUGCUAAGUACGGCGCCAAAAUUGCCAGCAUUAUUUCCCAGGCCAAUGUCGUCGACGGAAAGUUCUUGAACUUUGAUGGUGGUCUUGCUACUACUGCUGACGCUAUCGUUGGAGUUCAAACUCUUGCAGCUCAACAUGGAAAGCCUGGAUUCAACGAUAAACACUUAGCUCUCGUAGCUAGAUACCUCGUCGAUUCCAAAAACGUAAACACCCCCGUUACUGCCUACAGCUAUAUCCGUGCUCUGGACUACUUAUCAAAAAGCCAACAAGUACCCGUUGUUGUUUUCACCGACUCCGCCACUGCUGUCGACCUUGGAAAGAACUCCAAUAUCAAAGUAACCGAUGUGUACGGAAAGCCAGUAGAUGUUACUGCUAAGGUAACCAUCAAGUCAUAUCUUGGCAAAGUUGCUGCUCAAGGAGCUACUCUGAAGAAAGUAUCCACUGGUGUCUAUGAAGUUCCUUUGGAUCAGGUCAAGGAAGCUAGUGUGUAUGAUGUUCUUGUCGAUUUGGAUACUACUAACAAGAAGCUUGUUGGUCUCACUGGACAUUCCGUUCGUUUCUCAGUUGUUCGUGAUGUAACAGUCGAAGGGCUCCAACUGGGAAUUUUGGAUAAUCAAGAUACCGAAGAAACUGGCUUGAAGAGCAUCGCUGUUUUCUCCAAGCACGGAUCUGUUUUACAAGCUGAUCAUACCAAGAGAGUCUUCACUAAGUUCUCCUUGAAAGCCAAGGCUGGAGGCAGCACUGUUGUUGCUCAACAAGUUUUCAUUGUUCUCUCACAUUCUACCUCUGGAGCUGAGUACUAUUAUGCAGCUAAAUCUGUUGGAAACUCAUAUGUUGCUGAUAUCGGUCUCGCUAAGGCUCAUAGCGAAUGGGGUGCUCAAUCUGGUAAAUAUACCAUCAAGGUUUAUGUUGGUGAUGCCACUAUGAAGAACGUGAUUGAGUGGGCUUAUGCUGAUCUCAGUCUCACUCUUCUCCCUGCCCCAGUUGAAAUUGUUCCUAAAACACAAGAAGUUGUUUAUGAACCACUGCCCGAGAUCAAGCAUUUGUUCCGACAACCUGAUAAGAGAGCUCCAGCUUUCCUAUCUUCUUUGUUCACAGUUGCCUGCUUGUCUCCUUUAGGAGUUCUAUUCAUUUUGUGGUUGAGAAUUGGCAUCAACUUCGGUAAUAUGCCAGCCAGUCCUUGGGUUCUCCUUUUCCACUCAGGUCUUGCCGCUGUCUUCGGUUUGUAUGGAGUUUUCUGGCUCCAGCUAAAUAUGUUCGAGACGCUCAAAUACUUGGCCAUCAUUGGAACAUUCACUUUCUUGGCUGGUAAUCGUCUACUUAGACAAAUUGCUGAUAAGAGAAAGGUUAAGGCUGAAUAA
Auanema sp. JU1783 is the source of this 1878-nucleotide messenger RNA. Lineage: Eukaryota; Metazoa; Nematoda; Chromadorea; Rhabditida; Rhabditidae. The record is from the annotation of a GenBank genome assembly.